AUGAAUGACCCGCUAAAAACGAGCAGCAAUGGAGCUGCCGAAAGGGGUGCUGGCAACUCUGCCUCUGGGACGGUGAAGGCGCCGUCAACGUCGCCGUCGCCGUCGCCGGGGAGGCUGCAGGGGUUCGACUCCCUGCAUAUGGAGGCUGAAAGGAUUCCCGGUGGACAAAGCCACGCCGCCAAGGUUGGCUGGGCGACAACACUGCACUUGGCCUUCCAGAGUCUAGGUGUUGUCUAUGGGGACAUGGGAACUUCACCGCUCUAUGUGUUUUCUAGCACCUUUAUUGGUGGGAUCAAAGAUACAGAUGACCUCCUUGGUGUCAUGUCCCUGAUUAUUUACACUCUGGCUCUCCUUCCGUUGAUGAAAUAUUGUUUCAUUGUCUUGAGAGCUAAUGAUAACGGUGAUGGUGGAACAUUUGCACUUUAUUCCUUGAUAUCUCGGUAUGCUAGGAUUAGCUUGAUACCCAAUCAACAGGUUGAAGACGCAACGGUCACCCACUACAAGUUAGAGUCCCCUUUGAAUAGUGUCAAGCGCGCUCAUUGGAUAAAGGAAAGGAUGGAAAACAGCCCAAAACUGAAGAUCAUACUUUUCCUAGUGACUAUUCUAGCAACUUCAAUGGUUAUUGGUGAUGGUGUGCUAACUCCAUGUAUUUCAGUGCUUAGUGCAGUCGGUGGAAUCAAGCAAUCCGCAAACUCCUUAACUCAAGGACAGAUUGCUGGCAUUGCGAUCGGCACUCUGAUUGCGCUCUUUCUUGUUCAACGCUUAGGCACAGACAAAGUUGGUUACACAUUUGGACCAGUAAUCUUGACAUGGUUCAUCUUAAUUGCUGGCAUUGGAAUUUAUAAUGUGAUCAAACAUGACACUGGAAUUCUAAAAGCAUUCAACCCAAAGUACAUCAUAGACUAUUUCCAAAGAAAUGGGAAGGAGGGCUGGAUUUCACUUGGCGGUGUUGUUUUAUGCAUCACAGGAACCGAAGCAAUGUUUGCUGAUCUUGGUCACUUCAAUGUGAGAGCAAUUCAGAUUGGCUUUUCCGUAGUUCUACUCCCAUCAGUGCUGCUGGCUUACAUGGGGCAAGCUGCAUAUCUUCGCAUCUACCCUGAAGAUGUUGCAGAUACAUUCUACAAAUCUAUCCCAGUGGCUGCUGCUAUAAUUGCAAGCCAAGCUAUGAUAUCUGGUGCCUUCGCAAUCAUUGCCCAGUCCCAAAUUCUUGGAUGCUUUCCACGCGUUCGUGUCACCCACACUUCAAAUAAGUUUCAUGGGCAGGUCUACAUCCCCGAGAUCAACUAUGCAUUAAUGAUCUUAUGUGUAGCUGUGACAGCUAUUUUCCAAACUACAGACAAGAUCGGCAAUGCAUAUGGUAUUGCUGUCGUCUUUGUGAUGUUCAUAACAACACUUCUAGUCACACUGGUCAUGGCCAUGAUAUGGAAGACAAGCCUGAUAUGGAUUGCACUCUUUCCAAUAAUAUUUGGUGGAGCAGAGCUCACGUACUUAUCCUCGGCGUUCUACAAAUUUACAGAAGGUGGCUACUUGCCACUAGGUUUUGCAGCAAUUUUGAUGCUUAUAAUGGGCAUAUGGCACUAUGUUCAUGUUCACCGGUACAAAUACGAGCUAAAGAAUAAAGUGUCAAACAACUAUGUGGCAGAGUUGGCAACAAGGCGAAAUCUUCCUAGGCUUCCAGGAAUAGGUGUUCUGUACUCAGAACUCGUGCAAGGAAUCCCACCCAUACUGCCCCAUUUGGUAGAAAAAGUACCUUCCAUCCAUUCAGUUCUUGUGAUUAUCUCAAUAAAGUACAUACCAAUCAGCAAUAUAGAAACACACGAACGGUUCCUCUUCCGGUAUGUGGAGCCAAGAGAUUACAGAGUAUUCCGAUGUGUGGUGCGCUAUGGCUACAACGAUAAAGUAGAAGAUCCAAGAGAGUUUGAGAACUUGCUCAUUGGGCACUUGAAGCAAUUCAUCCAUCAAGAAUCAUUCUACAGCAAAAGCAGACAUUCCCUUGCAGGAGAAGAUGCUGCAAUUGAAGAAUCAGGAGAUGCAAUGGAGCCUUCUGUUGAAGUUCAAGAUGCAAGGUUACCGAAAAUGUUUUCAGAUGGAAUCGCUGCUAGUCCACUAAACAGGUGCAUGAAUGAGAUAGAGUUUAUUCAGAGAGGGAUGGAUGAUGGUGUUGUCCAUCUGCUAGGAGAAACUAACGUGGUGGCAGAGCAAAAUGCCGGUUUAGUGAAGAAAAUAAUAGUUGACUACGCCUACAAUUUCAUGAGGAAGAACUUCAGGCAACCAGAGAAGAUCACAUGCGUCCCUCAUAACAGACUGCUGCGGGUGGGAAUGACAUAUGAGAUCUAG
Messenger RNA from Triticum turgidum subsp. durum (durum wheat), 2337 nucleotides. NCBI's taxonomy places the organism in Eukaryota, Viridiplantae, Streptophyta, Magnoliopsida, Poales, Poaceae. The record is from the annotation of a GenBank genome assembly.